AUUCCACUGUUGAUAGCCAUGUACGGCCAGGACUCCGGCAGCCUUAUGGUCUAGGUGGCGGUUCUCCAAUGCAUCAUCUGGUACACGCUGCUUCUUUUUCUCUUCGAGUACGGUGGUGCCAAGAUCCUGAUCAUGGAGCAGUUCUCGGAGACUGCCGCUCGAUUGUCUCCUUCAAGGUGGAUUCCAACGUUGUCUCAUUCCAUGGACGGGAAUUUCUGGAAACCGACGCUGAAAUUGUAGAAGACGGGAAGCUUCACGUCACUUUGAGGAAAUCAAACGCUUCUCGUUGUUCCUUCGCAAUGACGCCACGGCCAUCCAAACUUACCGGUGCUAAGAUAUACAGCUUAAGCUCAUCUCGGAAUCCAACGUCCAAAGGUUCGAAUUUCAACCAUUCCGAUUUCUAUUCCAUGAUGGGAAUUCAGGGGUUUCCAGGAAGACAGUCCAACUUUGGUCCGGCCGAUUUAUACCCUGUUCAAUCAUCAAGAGGGUCGACUCCGAGACCCUCAAAUUUUGAAGAAAAUUGUACAGCAAUGUCUCCUCAAAAUAUGGUGGCACCUCCAUCUCAGCAUUUAUCUUAGAAAAAAAAAACCACGUCAGACCCAAAGGAAGGGCUGAUGAGCGGAACGUUAAAUGUUAACAAAAGCGUUAAGGGAGGGGCUGAUUUGCCACUGCAGGUGAAUUGAGGGGUUGAUAUGCGCAUGAAGUGAGUUAAGGGGGUGAUUUGCCACCAGUUGUUGAGUUUAGGGGGUGAUCUGCACCUUUUGCCUUUAGAAUGAGCUCCUCUUCUUCUUCCUUCUCAUUCUACUUCUUUGCAACUUUGCCUCUUCUUCCUCCUCUUGCAUCUUCUUCUCUUUUCUUCGCCCUCCCAUCCUUCUUUCCUCGGUUUUUGUCAAAUCUUAAGACUCGAACAAGAUCAAUUGCAAGAAUUAGAGUGGAAAACAACUAGGAUUGGGGCAUGGAGGUUCCUUUUUGGUUGCAAUUUUGGUGGCUUCUUAGUGGUUCUCCAAUAUAUUUUCUCGGAUCGAUACUCAACUACAUUAUAGAUCUGAAGUGAGCAUAGAAAUUAUUUGUGGUUUUAUGUUGUGUGUUUUUCUAACCUCCGUUAUUUUGAAAAUUGUCAAAAGAUAUCAGAUGGGUUUUGCUCGUUUGAGUUGGUUUUUGAAAAUUAGAACUUGUUAAUGAAAAUUUGAAACCACCCAGUGGAUUCGAUUUUGCAAUUUUAAUUUUUGCUUAAUUUUUUCAAAUUUGCUUUAUGGAAUUCAUGCUAUUAAAGAUUUGUUAUGCUUUGUUUCAUUUCAUCCUCAUUCUUUUUUGUUUUGAAUUUAAUGAAAUUUGGAGAAUUAU
This is a messenger RNA of Rubroshorea leprosula, 1344 nucleotides long. The record is from the annotation of a GenBank genome assembly. Lineage: Eukaryota; Viridiplantae; Streptophyta; Magnoliopsida; Malvales; Dipterocarpaceae.